AUGUCUUCUAAUAGUGACACUGUAUUUGUCAAUCUUCAUAUUGAUGGACAUUCGUCAUUUAGUAGCGCUCGACCUAAGACAGACAUAUUAUUAUCUGAAGGUUCGGGAUCUUGGAACAAUACAUUAUGUAUUAUUCUUACUAUCCUGUGUAUCAUUGGUAUCGUUAUUUCUCUUAUCUUUAUAUUUUUUGGAAAGAAAUUUAAGAAAAAUAAACGAUCAAGAAGUGGCACAAUUACAACAUCAAAAGAUGUAGAAAUCAAAGGUACAUCACCAUAUUCAGAAUAUCAACCAGUACCAAAUGUUUAA
Rotaria sp. Silwood1 is the source of this 306-nucleotide messenger RNA. Lineage: Eukaryota; Metazoa; Rotifera; Eurotatoria; Philodinida; Philodinidae. The record is from the annotation of a GenBank genome assembly.